This is a messenger RNA of Haliotis rufescens (red abalone), 4124 nucleotides long. RefSeq names its product DNA polymerase kappa-like. NCBI's taxonomy places the organism in Eukaryota, Metazoa, Mollusca, Gastropoda, Lepetellida, Haliotidae. The record is from RefSeq and is a predicted model, not a curated record. Gene Ontology annotation, biological process: error-prone translesion synthesis. Bases 236 to 3712 code for a protein of 1158 amino acids. Gene Ontology annotation, cellular component: nucleus. The transcript has 13 exons. Gene Ontology annotation, molecular function: damaged DNA binding; DNA-directed DNA polymerase activity.
GCGGGAAAUAGGACAAGUUCAAGCAACUGAUCAUUACAUUUCGGUUAUUAUUUCGAUAAAUCCAUCCUUUAUAGGUGCGCCCAAAAGCACAAUAAAGAUAGUGACACUAGGUUCGAUUGUGUAAUUUCGUGCUAUUGACAACAUUCGUUUCGUCACUGGGCCCGCCCCAGUUUCGUCGAAACAUUUUCAGCUGAGUCACAAGGUCUAUUCAACAAGGUGACGGUAACUAGUUGCCAUGGAAACUGACACUGAUGAGCUAGAGGAUGAGGAGGCUGGUGACUGGCUUGACACCAGGUGGUCUGCACCAGUUGAUCCGUUUUCAGUGCCACACGGAAUUGCAGCAUGUCAGGAAGCUCUUUGCCAUCCAUCAUCAUCUCGGCCUGCACCAAGUGCACAGCAGCAGGACACAGCAGGUGUGCCCCCAGUUGUGUCAGGUGUUCAGGGUGGUGGGCAGAUGCUGACGAGGAUGCUGCUGAAUGACAACAAGGCUGGCAUGGAUGGACUGGACAAGGAGAAAAUCAACCAGAUCAUUUAUCAGGCCAGCAAAGGUUCCAAAUAUUUUGAGAAUGAAAAGAAGAAGGAGGAGCAGGUUCAACAGAGGAUCGAGGAACAGAGAGUGAAGCAGUCAAAGAUAACCGAGAGCCAGCUGAAGCAGGGACUGGAAGAGGCAAAUCGGCUGUUGGAGGAGCUGGAGAUGUCACGUGAUCUGAGUCACAUCAUCGUCCACAUCGACAUGGAUGCCUACUAUGCAGCAGUGGAGAUGAGAGACGACCCCUCUCUCAGAGACAAGCCUAUGGCUGUUGGAGGGAGCUCAAUGCUGUCCACCUCAAACUACGAGGCCCGCAAGUAUGGAGUGAGAGCAGCCAUGCCCGGGUUCAUUGCCAAGAAGCUGUGUCCACACCUCGUCCUGGUCAAGCCCAACUUUGACAAGUACACAGCUGUCAGCAAACAGGUGAGGGAGAUCCUAGCUGAUUAUGAUCCCAACUUUUCUCCUAUGAGCCUUGAUGAAGCUUACCUUGAUAUCACAGAACAUUUGAAACGGAGAGCAAACUUCACCGACUUGGAGCGAUCCUACCUGGUCAGAUCAUGUGAUGAAGUGGGGUCUGCCUGGUGUGGAUGUGACCUGAAUGAAACCUUAAGGGACAGAGUUGUAGGGGUCUCCCAGCCCAAACAAGUUGACCAUGAUGGUGAUAAGCAGGUGCAAGAUGACCAGUCAAACAAGCACCUGCUAGGUGACCAGUCAAACAAGCACCUGCAAGGUGACCAUUCAAACAAGCACCUGCAAAGUGACCAGUCAAACAAGCACCUGCAAAGUGACCAGUCAAACAAGCACCUGCAAGGUGACCAGUCAAACAAGCACCUGCAAGGUGACCAGUCAAACAAGCACUUACAGGGUGAUGAUACUGAUGGUGAAGACAGGUGUCUGAUGUGUGGCAAGGUGUUGCCCCAAUAUGGUGUCGAGGUGUUCGGCCGGACUGUGGAGGAAGCAGUGAAGGAGAUGAGGUGUCGCAUCCAGCAGAGGACUCGCCUCACAGCAAGUGCAGGUAUCGCACCUAACACUAUGCUGGCCAAGGUGUGCUCUGACCGGAACAAACCUAACGGUCAAUUCCGCAUCCUCCCCAACAGACAGGAAGUGAUGGACUUCAUCAGAGCUCUGCCCAUCAGGAAGAUAUCUGGAAUUGGUAAAGUGUCCGAGACGAUGCUACGAUCACUGGGUGUGGUCAACUGCCAGGAUCUGUUUGAGAAGCGCGGCCUCCUGUUCCACCUGUACUCCACUGUGGCCUUCAACCACUUCAUGCACAUCUGCCUCGCCAUUGGCGCCACCACUGUAGAGAGAGACAGUGAGCGGAAGAGCAUAAGUACAGAAAGGACCUUCAAUGAACUGAGUCGGCCUGGUGACCUGUACAAGAAGUGUUCUGAGCUGUGUGCUGCCCUGGUGGAGGACCUGGGGCAGCAGGAAGUCAGGGGUAAGACCGUGAGCAUUAAGAUCAAGACGGUGAAGUUCGAGGUGAAGACCCGGGCUCACAGUCUGCCAAACCACACAGCCGAGUACCAGGACAUCUUCACCGCAGCCAGGGAGCUGCUUAGGGUGGAGAUUCAGGCCGUUCAGCCCCAGGCUCUCCGGCUCCGGCUCAUGGGUGUGAGACUGUCCAACCUCCUCCAUCUCAGUCUGUGCGAGACGAAACGUCAAGACACGAUCACAGGACUCUUCAAGAAGAUGGCAGCAAGGAGCCCACAGAAGACUCUGACAUCGGGUUCUGUCCGCCAUCUUGACUCUAGACAAAUGGACCUUCCUCAACUGCCCGUUUAUUUCAGCGAUGUGUGUGAUGAUACUGGGGACCAGGCCUCUGACGCACAGAGUAAAGAUGGUGCAACCAUUGCAGGAACUGACGCUACAAACAUUGAGACAGAUUGUCUUGAAACAAAAGGUGUCUCUGAGCUUGCUGCAGUAACAGGAAGUCCUAAACCUGUUAAAGGACGUUCUAGAAAUACCAGAAAGAAAACAAAGUCUAAAACACACCCAAGGUUAGUCGCACUGGUAGAUCUGGCUGUGACAGACAUCGGCAGGAAAACGUCCUUGGCUGAAGUGAACAAUAAUACAUUCAGUGAUGCCCAGAGUCAUGACUCUGAUCCACAAGGACCUGGGAGAGGGAAAGCAUCAGGACAGAAGGGCAAGAGGAAAAGACAAACUGAUCUGGACAUCCACAAGGGUCCAGCUGAACAGAGCGGAGAAUCUUCCGGGUAUGAGAGUGCCAGACAGGCAGAGCACUGGCCACCUACAGGACUUCAGCCAGUCUGUGUGGACGUGGUGGAACAUGAUAAGAGUCCCCAGGGAGGUUCUUGUGAUGUUCCAUCGCUUGCUGGAUCUAACAGAAGUGAUCCAUCUGCUGGAAGUUCGUGUGAGGAUAUUCAGAAUCUGAAGGUUUUCCAGUGUCCAGUAUGUCAGCAAGUGGUUGAGUGUAGGAACCUUAAUUACUUCAACGAUCAUGUUGACAUCUGCCUCUUCAGACAAAUCUCAUCUCAAGAACAGGACCAUCAUGAGAAUGUUGUCACUGCAACGGAGGUUGAUCAUGAUAAGGAUGAUGAUGAGGAGGACCUAGUUGAUGUAGCCAGAUCGUCAGAGAGGGAUCACAUGUCAACAAAACAUGUAAUUCAAAGUGUUCCAGAAAUUGAAACAAACAGUAAUGAUUAUGCAAAGGUAGUUGAUUCUUCCGAGUCUCCUCAGCAAGAUAAUUCCAAAACCACAGCAACUGCUGGUAGGAUUUCAACCCACCCGGGAGAUAAGUCUGCUGUCUGGCAGCACUCCACACUGAUUGAUGGGACUGACCCAGGUGGCUCCUGUGUACCAACUGAUGGGGCUGAUCCUGAAACUGACCAAGGUGAGCUGAAUGCUUUACAGUAUUCUGGUGCUGAUUCAGUAGCUGCCGGCCAGAUUGCUAGUGAGCUGCAGGCUGAGUUCUAUGCCUGUCCUAUCUGUAAUGUGGAGAAGAUUGGUUGUAGUCUGGAGGACUUCAAUGAACAUGUGGACUCCUGUUUGAGCAGACGGGCAAUCAAGCAGAUCCUGGAGGAACAGAAGAUGCAUGACUCUCCAACAGGAAAGAGAUCAUUGUCGUCCUCCUCUUCCAUCGGUCCAUCGCAGACUCCACCAGCGAAGAAGAGGCGGUCUACCUGUGGGAAGAUGAAAACCAUUGACUCCUUCUUCAAGCCUUGAACACAUCUCCUGAGGCCAUGAAUAACCACCAACUAUUUCAAACCUUGGAGGGGGUCACUGGUGGCCCACGGGGCCCUGGUGGCCAAAGUGUCUAAGGCACUGCUAAUUGUCUUGCAGAGUUGCAUACCUUAGUUUGCCAGGAUCUGAUAGUCACGUGUUGAAAUCCAUUCUGAUGAUUAUCUUGGUUUGUCAACCUGACACACCAUGCAAUAGCUUAGCAAAAUGCUCAAAGCGCUGUUAACACCGACCUGCUCACUUAAAUGUGCCAGACUUAAACUUCAUGUAAAUGGAGAUUAAUGUUGAUUCUUUAUUAAUUGUUUUCUGUGGAUAUAUUUUUCUUUUAUAUGCCUACAAAAUAAUUGUAAUGACUGUCUUUCAACACAUGGAUGAAGAAUGUUUGAAUAAACAUUUA